Molecule: messenger RNA, 1092 nt
Organism: Verticillium nonalfalfae
Lineage: Eukaryota; Fungi; Ascomycota; Sordariomycetes; Glomerellales; Plectosphaerellaceae
Exons: 1
Coding region: 1-1092 (363 amino acids)
Source: RefSeq, a predicted model, not a curated record
AUGAAGUCUGUCAUCGCCGCCGCCGGCCUCCUGGCCGUUGCCAACGCCUACCAGCCCCGCCACUACCACUGGCGCCGCCAGAACGAGACCUACCCCGAGGUCCCCGCCGGCUACACCACGCUGACUGUUGAGGUCACCGAGGUCGCCACCAUCACCUCGUGCGCUCCUACCGUCACCAACUGCGCUGCUGCCUCCAGCACCCUCCCCGCCUCUGACCUGUCCGUCAUUGUUGUCACCAACACUGUCGUUCUCUCCACCACUGUUUGCCCCGUGGCCGAGGCUGCCACCAUCUCCAAGUCCAUCAUCAAGGAGCACGAGACCGGCUCGCUUCCCGGCUCCACCAAGACCGGUGCCGUCCCCGGUAUCACUGAGGGCCCCACUGCUCCCGCUCCUACCGGCUACCCCACCCCCGAGAUCACCACCUCGGCCGCUCUCCCUGAGGCCCCCGUUGGUGACGACGAGGAUGAGGAGGACGACGACGAGGACUGCCCCACCGACGAGGGCGAUGACGACGAGGAGGAUGACGGUUCUUCCGAGGGCGAGAACGUCCCCUCUCAGACCAAGCCUUACGGCGACGCCACCGUCACUGGUGCCAUCCCCGGCUCCGGCUCUGACGAUGAGCUGACCACCACCACCACCGCUACCUCCACCGGCACCAUCACUGUCACCGUCGAGAAGCCUGAGGAGACCGGUACUGGCUCCACCCCCGGCUUCGGCUCCGACAACGGCUCCUCCGAGGGUGAGGGUGCCUGCCCCUCCGUCUCCGUUGUGACCGUCACCGCCCCUGCUUCCACCGUCUACGUUACCAUUGGUGGUGGCGCUACCGAGACCAGCAAGGCCGAGUCCACUCCCGCCCCUGGCGGCGACGACGAGGAGGACGACGAGGAUGUCGACGAGGAGGACGAGGAGGACUGCCCCACCGACGACGUUGUCACCAUGUCCAAGACCAUCACCGUCGAGCCCGUCCCUUACCCUACUGGCAACAACGGCACCCUCCCCAGUGGUGUUCCCAAGCCCACCGGUGCCCCUGUUUACAACCCUGUUUACAAGCGCACCCGCUUCAGCAACGCCAAGCCCCAGAGGCUCGUCUAA